UCGGGGGGGGAGCCGUUCCGCAUUCGAAGGACAAAAAACUUUUUUCUUCCUCUGCGCAUGCAGCUGGCCUCCCUCGUGCCGCGCGCCCGGAACCUGUACGGCGCGACGGAGGGGACGGUGGCGCAGACGCUCGGCCCCGAGGGGGGCUCGACCCACGUGGGCUGGGCGAUCGACCCCGCCGCGGUGCGCCCGGAGCUGAGCACGGACCCGGAGCGCGAGGGUGAGGUCGUCAUGGUCGGGCCCCAGGUGGCCCGCGGCUACUGGCGCGGCGCCGCUUUCCACGGUUCGUUCCACACUGGGGACCGCGGCCGCUUCGAUGCCGACGGGGCCCUGCACGUGCUCGGGCGCAUGGACCACCAGGUCAAGGUGCGCGGUCACCGCGUCGAGCUGGGCGAAGUGGAGGCGGUACUGCGCGCCAUCGAAGGCGUGCGCGACGCAGUGGCGGUGUUGCAUGGCGUGUCGCUGGUGGCGCUGUGCGAGCCGCACGCAUCUGGCGACGGCGUUCUCGCAGCCGCGCCCGACGAUUGGUCGGACGAGGUCGCCCGGGCUCUGCCCGCGCCCUUCCGGCCCGCUCCGCUGCUCGUGGGCCCGCUGCCGCGCCUCCCUAACGGCAAGGCGAACCGUCAGCUCGUGGCCGCCCUGCUGGCGGAGGAGCUGGGCGCCCGCUGCGGCUCGGGGGGCACGCCGCGGGCGGGCACGGAGAGUCUCGUGGCCGGGCUGUGGGAGGAGGUGCUGCAGCUGGGCGGACGGGUCGGCCGCGACGACAACUGGUUCGCCCUGGGCGGCACCUCCCUGGGGGCCGUGCGCCUGCUGCGCCAGCUGCCGGGCGCGCUGGCGGCGGCCGGGCGGCGGGUGGACCGCAAGGUGGCCUGGUGCGGGCUGCACCGGCACCCUGGCCUGCGCGGCUACGCGGCCUUCCUGGACUGGGCGGCCGCGGCCCCGGAGGCGGCGCUGGCCGAUCCGGCGCUGCUCGACCUGCAGGGCCCUCUCGCGGCGGCGGCGGGCCGCGGAGACGCCGCGGCCUGCAGGGAGCUGCUGCUGCAGGGGGCGGGCGCCGACGGCCAGUGGCGGCCCGGCAGCCCUUGCGAGACGCCGCUGCACGCCGCCGCGCGGCACGGGCACGUCGAGGUCGUGGAGCUCUGCUGGCGGCGAGCGGGGCCAAGCUCACGGCGGGGACGGCGGCGCAGCUGCUACCGCUGCACCUGGCGAGCCAGCUGGGGCGCCUGGCGGUGGCGGAGAGGCUGCUGUCGCUCGGGUCCCCCGUGGACGCGCGGGACUGGAACCGAUGGUCGGCGAUCUUCUUCGCGAUCGCGGGCGGCGCAGGGGCGGUGGUGGACCUGCUCCUCCGCAGGGGCUGCGCCCUCAACGCCCGGGACCGCUGGGGGCGCACGACGCUCAGCUGGGCGUGCGAGAGGGGCGCCGAGGGCAUCGUGGGGCAGCUGCUGGCGGCCCGUGCGGCGUGCGGGGAGCGCCUGCAGGCCCGGGCGGCGGACAAGUGGGGCACCGACUGGCGCCCAGAGGUGCACCACGCGUGUGCGCACCCGGCGUGCCUGGCGCUGCUGCUUGGGUCCCGCGCGUCCCUCGCCAGCGACCUCCGCGGCCGCUCGCCGCUGCACGCUGCGGUCGCGGCCGGUCGCCCGGAGAGCGCGCAGCUGCUGCUGGCCGCGGGGUGCCAGCCCGACGCGGCCGCGGCGGCGCUCGCGCGCGAGGACGGCCGCUUCCCG
Molecule: messenger RNA, 1724 nt
Organism: Prorocentrum cordatum
Lineage: Eukaryota; Dinophyceae; Prorocentrales; Prorocentraceae
Source: the annotation of a GenBank genome assembly